AUGAAAGACCUGGUACGGCAGAGAUUACCCCGGUCUGCGGCAGUGACAGUGGGGUCUUUCCCCGCUUACGCCGAGCUCCCAACCCCGGAGCUCCAGUUUGCCAACGGGACAAACUCCACGGACUGCGGGGAGGAAAUCUUGCUGUAUGGAGAUGUGGAGAAAGUCGUUAUCGGGAUUGUCCUUUCCAUCAUCACCCUAACCACCAUCGGCGGGAACUCGCUCGUCAUCAUCUCGGUCUGCACAGUUAAAAAGCUCAGGCAGCCGUCUAAUUACCUGGUGGUGUCGCUGGCCGCAGCGGACCUGUCGGUAGCCCUGGCGGUCAUGCCCUUUGCCAUCACCACUGACCUGGUGGGCGGGGAGUGGCUUUUCGGGAAGUUCUUCUGCAACGUGUUCAUUGCCAUGGACGUCAUGUGCUGCACUGCUUCCAUCAUGACACUGUGUGUGAUCAGCGUGGACAGGUACCUGGGGAUAACCAGACCCUUGACGUACCCGGUGCGGCAGAACGGGAAGCUGAUGGCGAAGAUGGUGUUCAUAGCGUGGCUGCUGUCCACCUCCAUCACCCUGCCACCCCUCUUCGGCUGGGCCACCAACGUCACGGUGGAGCCUGUCUGCCUCAUCAGCCAGGACUUUGGCUACACUGUCUACUCCACGGCCGUGGCCUUCUAUAUCCCCAUGACGGUCAUGCUUGUAAUGUACUUCCGCAUCUAUAAUGCAGCCAAGAUCAGCGCCGAGAAGCACAAGUUCAUGCACAUCCCGUGGCAGUACGACCGCGACGGGAUCUACAGCAUGGAGCAGGAGAUGCGGGGGGUUCAGAACCAUCGUGUCUCUCGCCAGGACAGGGUGAUGGAAGAGUGCGCCAUCCUCUCCAAGCUGCUCCGGCCAGACCGCAGGAACAUCUCCAUCUUCAAGAGGGAGCAGAAAGCUGCCAGGACCCUGGGCAUCAUCGUAGGUGCCUUCACCUUCUGCUGGCUGCCCUUCUUCCUCCUCUCCACGGCCAGGCCAUUUAUUUGCGGCAUCGAGUGCAGCUGCAUGCCUCUGAGGCUGGAGCGGACCUUGCUGUGGUUGGGAUACACCAACUCCCUCAUCAAUCCCCUGAUCUAUGCGUUCUUCAACCGGGAUCUGAGGACUACCUUCUGGAACCUGCUCAAGUGCAAGUACAGAAACAUCAACCGGAGGCUGUCUGCAGCCAGCAUGCACGAAGCGCUGAAAGUGAAGGAGAGACCUUGACCUCAGUGCAUAUGUAAAAUAACUAUAUAACUAAAUAAAGAAAAGCUUGGAUGUGGUGGAUUUCCAUGGCUGGAAAUCCAACAUAUUUUGUAUGAAACCCAUUUGUAGCUAAUUAUUGACUGAUCAUGACAGACAACCAACACCUGAUGAUUAUUAUAGAAUAAAUACAUACAUAAUCAAAAUAAAUUGGAAAUUUGUGAUUCAAAAAAGCAACAAAAAUGGUUAAAGAGUAUAGAAACAAUCUCAAAAUGGCAGUGAUAACUACCAAAAGACCAUCUCAGUCCCCGGACUUGAAUC
This is a messenger RNA of Polyodon spathula (Mississippi paddlefish), 1524 nucleotides long. Its product is annotated as 5-hydroxytryptamine receptor 7-like. Gene Ontology annotation, biological process: circadian rhythm; smooth muscle contraction; vasoconstriction. NCBI's taxonomy places the organism in Eukaryota, Metazoa, Chordata, Actinopteri, Acipenseriformes, Polyodontidae. The coding region runs from base 1 to 1227 and encodes 408 amino acids. Gene Ontology annotation, cellular component: membrane. The record is from RefSeq and is a predicted model, not a curated record. Gene Ontology annotation, molecular function: G protein-coupled serotonin receptor activity. The transcript has 2 exons.